Molecule: messenger RNA, 882 nt
Organism: Diplodia corticola
Lineage: Eukaryota; Fungi; Ascomycota; Dothideomycetes; Botryosphaeriales; Botryosphaeriaceae
Exons: 2
Coding region: 1-882 (293 amino acids)
Source: RefSeq, a predicted model, not a curated record
AUGGGUUUCUGCGGUCGCCUCAUCGGGACUCUCCCGUACAUGCUGUGCUUCUGCUGCGCCGCCAUCAUCCUGGGCUUCUACUCCUACUUCCUGGCCGUCCUGUCCGACCGCGACCGGCCCAUUCCCAACUGGCAAAAGGCCGUCGAGGGUAUUUCUGGAGUAGGCGUCCUGUACACCAUCCUCGCCAUCGUCCUCACGCCAUGCCUCGGUGGCAUUCGCAUCCUCGCUUUCCUGGGAAUGUUUCUGGACGUUGUCUUCUGCGGCGCUUUCAUUGCCAUCGCCAUCCUGACCCGUGACGGAGUGGACGCGUGCAAUGGCACUGUUGACACCCCGCUCGGCAAGGGCAAUGCCGAGACUGGCGAAGGCUUUGGCAAAGAUGGCUUUGGAACCGGCGAUGGCGAGAAGUUCACCUACCAGGCCAGCUACGGCAGUGCUUGCCGCUUCAACAAGGCAUGCUUCGCUGUCGCUAUCAUUGGAGCUUUCCUUUUCCUCCUCGCUGCCCUCUGCCAAUUCUGGUUUGCUCGCCGUGCUCAGAAGGAGAAGCGCUUCGGCCCCUCGCCCGCCAACAACUACACCUCUGGCAGUGGCAAGGGUGCCGCGUUCUGGAGGCGCAGCAAGAAGAGGACCCCCGGUGACAACCGCGACUCCGAGCUGGGUGCCUUCGGUGCCGGUGCGCCUGCCGCCAGCGCUGUCGGUGGCCCCAACGUCGACACCAGGCCCAGUGGCGAGACCGCCUACACCGGCUCCACUGUUGGAGGCAACAACAACAACACCUACCAACCAUACAAGGCCGACGCCGGUUACACCGGUAGCUACGCAGCUCCCGCUGCCACUGGCCCUACCUCCAACCCCUACGGCUACGAGAAGACGACGCACUACUAG